AACUGAUUUAACUGGCAACCUACAGGAGAACCUCUUUGCAGUCAUCAAAGUCUCUGUGUGCUGAAGCUGCUCUUGAAAGAGUUCACACCUUUUUUUGAUUGUUUCUUCUCACUUUUGGCGUACCUUCUCUCUCAUUUCCUUCUUAGGGGCCCUCCAUGCUUCUAUUAGAGCUGCCGGGUUGCACAGAGCUCAUUUCUGCUGUGUGGCCUACUAGAUCAAGAAUCACUGGUUGAGGUGAGCGAUGGAAACAGCAACAGGCGAAUGGUGGGAGGAUCUGGUAGAUUACUUCACUGAGUACAAUAGCUCUGAAGAGAAUGAAUGUUGUGAAGGAGGAGAUGUCUGCGACCUGGAUGAGGGGAUGAGAUUCGAAGCAGUUUUCAUCCCGGUUCUGUAUUCGGUGGCAUUCGUUGUUGGAAUUCUGGGAAAUGGAUUGCUGCUGGGAGUUCUGUUCCAGAGCAGGAGGAACUGGAGCGUGACGGACACCUUCAUCCUCCACCUGGGCGUUGCAGACAUCUUGCUGCUGGUGACGCUGCCCCUCUGGGCUGCACAGUCUGCUAACGUGGAUGGAUGGACCUUUGGUACCCCUCUCUGCAAGAUCACUGGGACCGUUUUCACAAUUAACUUCUACUGUGGGAUUUUUCUCCUGGCCUGCAUCAGUCUGGACCGUUACCUCUCCAUCGUCCAUGCUACCCAGAUGUACACCCGCAGGAAGCCCUGGGUUGUCCACGUCAGCUGCCUGGCGGUGUGGUUCUUCUCCCUGCUUCUCUCCAUCCCUGACUGGAUACUUUUGGAAAACAUGACGGACGACAGGCGAAAGCGAGCAGAGUGUGUUCGUGACUAUUUUAAAUUUGAUGAGCAAUACGCUCGCACCUUAAAAAUAUCGUCACGAGGUCUGUACCACACUGUGGGCUUCCUGCUCCCAUCAGUUAUCCUGAUCAUCUGCUACUCUCGCAUUCUGUGGCAGCUGCGUUGCGGAACUCAAGGCCUCCAGAAACAGAGAGCUUUCAAGGUCAUUAUAGCAGUGGUGGCGGUUUUCUUCAUCUGCUGGACGCCGUACAACAUCGCGCUCAUGGUGGACACGGUCAACCAAAACAACAUCAGCAGUGACUGUGGAACGGCGACAUCUCUGGAUAAAGCUGUAACGGUCACUUCUUCUUUGGGUUACCUGCACUGCAGCUUGAAUCCCAUCCUGUACGCGUUUGUUGGCGUGAAGUUCCGACGACAGCUGCUGAGCAUCUUACAUUCCAUGGGCUGCAAGCUGAAGACAAGAAUGCAGUUUGAAUCUGUCACAAGAAGGAGCUCUGUUUACUCAGAGUCUGCGGACACCUCCAAGUCCAUCGCAAUCUGAUGGUGUAGUAGCCGACAAGGUCAAGAGGUCAUCUACAAGAAGUAUUGAGCUGAAUUGUGAGUCUUUGGGUUAAAACCUGAUGGGAGGUUCGUGUGCAGAUUUUUCCCAUCAGCUCCAAAGGAAUUUCCUGUUUUGGCCAGCUGAGAUGUGCUUCCACAAGUUCACAUCUGCCACACACACACACACACACACACACACACACACACACACACACACACACACACACACACACACACACACACACACACACACACACACAUACGCACACACACACACACACACACACACACACACACACACACACACAUACGCACACACACCCACGCACGCACACACACACACACACACACACACACACACACACACACACACACACACACGUGUGCACACAUACGCACACACACACACACACACACCCACGCACACACACACAAACACACACACACACACACACACACACACACACACACAAGUGUGCGCACACACACACACACACACGAGCACAUACACACACACGCACACACACCCACGCACACACACACACACACACACACACCCACGCACACACACACACACACACACACACGCACACACAUGUGCACACAUACGCACACACACACACACACACACACACACACACACACACACACACGCAAACACACACACAAGUGCGCACACACACACACACACACACACACACGCGCGCAUACACACACACGCACACACACACACACACACACACACGCGUGCACACUUACGCACACACGCAUGCACACUUAUGCACACACACACGCACUUACACACACACGCACACACACGCGCGUGCACACUUACGCACACACACACACACACACACACACACCCACGCACACACACACACGCACGCACACACACCGCAAAACCUUUAACCUUUUCCGAUUAUCUUUAAGAAUGUUUUAAAAAUACUCGGUUAACUCAGUGAUUGUCAUGAUGGAUAUUUUUGCUGUAAAUAUCAAAUUUAUUACAAUGUAUUGUGUUUGUUUUUUUAUUGUAAAUAAACAUAAAUAUCAGUCUGG
This is a messenger RNA of Nothobranchius furzeri (turquoise killifish), 2403 nucleotides long. RefSeq names its product chemokine (C-X-C motif) receptor 3, tandem duplicate 1 (gene cxcr3.1). The record is from RefSeq and is a predicted model, not a curated record. Gene Ontology annotation, cellular component: external side of plasma membrane; membrane. NCBI's taxonomy places the organism in Eukaryota, Metazoa, Chordata, Actinopteri, Cyprinodontiformes, Nothobranchiidae. Gene Ontology annotation, molecular function: C-C chemokine receptor activity; C-X-C chemokine receptor activity; C-C chemokine binding. Gene Ontology annotation, biological process: inflammatory response; immune response; calcium-mediated signaling.